This is a messenger RNA of Talpa occidentalis (Iberian mole), 2521 nucleotides long. RefSeq names its product tubulin--tyrosine ligase. Lineage: Eukaryota; Metazoa; Chordata; Mammalia; Eulipotyphla; Talpidae. The transcript has 7 exons. The record is from RefSeq and is a predicted model, not a curated record. Gene Ontology annotation, biological process: protein modification process. The coding region runs from base 168 to 1301 and encodes 377 amino acids.
CGCGCGGGCGCCCGGGCGCGCCGCCGCCGGGACCCCAGAGGCGCGGCCGGAGCGCGGCGGAGGCUCGGACGCGGCGGGCGCACGGGCGGGGUCCACGCUGAGCCGCCUCUGGUGCCGGCCGGUCCCCGAGCGGCUGCCCGGGGCGCGCGGGCGCGCGGCGCUUCGCCAUGUACACCUUCGUGGUGCGCGACGAGAACAGCAGCGUCUACGCCGAGGUCUCCCGGCUGCUCCUCGCCACGGGCCACUGGAAGAGGCUGCGGCGUGACAACCCCAGGUUUAACCUGAUGUUGGGAGAGAGGAACCGGCUGCCCUUCGGGAGACUGGGUCACGAGCCUGGGCUGAUGCAGUUGGUGAAUUACUACAGGGGGGCUGACAAGCUGUGUCGCAAAGCUUCUUUAGUGAAGCUAAUCAAGACAAGUCCAGAACUUGCUGAGUCCUGCACGUGGUUCCCUGAGUCCUAUGUGAUUUAUCCAACUAAUCUCAAGACCCCAGUUGCUCCAGCUCAGAAUGGAAUCCUCCCACCUAUCAAUAACUCAAGAACAGAUGAAAGGGAAUUCUUCCUGGCUUCUUACAACAAAAAGAAAGAAGAUGGAGAAGGCAAUGUUUGGAUUGCAAAAUCAUCAGCUGGUGCCAAAGGUGAAGGCAUUCUCAUCUCCUCGGAGGCUACAGAGCUUCUGGAUUUUAUAGACAACCAGGGCCAGGUGCACGUGAUCCAGAAAUACCUUGAGCACCCUCUGCUUCUGGAGCCAGGUCAUCGCAAGUUUGACAUUCGGAGCUGGGUCUUGGUGGAUCAUCAAUAUAAUAUCUACCUCUAUAGAGAGGGUGUACUUCGGACUGCCUCAGAACCAUACCAUGUUGAUAAUUUCCAAGACAAGACCUGCCAUUUGACCAAUCACUGCAUUCAAAAGGAGUACUCAAAAAACUAUGGGAAGUAUGAAGAAGGGAACGAAAUGUUCUUUGAGGAGUUCAAUCAAUACCUAACAAGUGCUUUGAACAUUACCCUGGAAAGUAGUAUCUUACUACAAAUCAAACAUAUUAUAAGAAGCUGCCUCUUGAGCGUGGAGCCCGCCAUCAGCACCAAGCACCUCCCUUACCAGAGCUUCCAGCUCUUCGGCUUCGACUUCAUGGUGGACGAGGAGCUGAAGGUCUGGCUCAUUGAGGUCAACGGCGCCCCUGCUUGUGCUCAGAAGCUUUACCCAGAGCUGUGCCAGGGCAUCGUGGACAUAGCCAUAUCCAGUGUCUUCCCGCCCCCAGACACCGAGCAGCAGCCCACCCUGCCCGCUGCGUUCAUCAAGCUGUGACCCAGGGGGUGCUCAGAGCUGCCUCAGAAGAAGUAUUUGGUCCUACUCCAGGGGAAGGUGAAAUGUCCGGAAUGCUUAUCCUCAAGCCGAAACAGGAAAAAGGAAAGGCGACUUGCAAAGACAUGAUGGAAGAGAGAGCGUGGGAAAAGAAGGUGACUUCCCCAACAAGUGCUUGCUCUGGAGCCCUCUACGCUGCUGUUCCAAUUUGAGAACUGAGGCAGAUUUCUCUGAGGGGAAAGCAAAGUAUCCUUUGGAGGGCAAAAAAACAGGAAUUUGAUUAUUUUAUGUUCUUAUCCUUUAAAAAAUCUGAUUUUUAUCCUAAGGCAGCGUCGUGAACAGCGCCUCUCCUCCCGGGGUUGUAGCUUUGGACCUUUGGUUGGUGUCUUCCUACCUGCUGCAGCCUUAGUGCCUUACCUCUCCGCCCAGCUGCAACCCUUCUGUUCUGGGACGUGCGUUGGAUGUCAGAGCAUUCUGGAGGUUGCCUGGGUGGUCCCUACUCAUCCCCCUCCAUGGCACUGCACCAUGAAAUUCCGGACAAGCAUGCACCACUAGUUUUUGGUCUGUGCUGUGGGCUGCGUGGCAGUGAAGGGGGUUCCUUCUGUUCCUGAUAGUCUUUGGUGAGUCAGCUGUCAGGGUUGGUAUGGCCUGGACACCUAAACCACAAACGCUGCUCUCUGCAUGUUUUAGAAACCAAGUGGCAAACUCGUAAGCAUCAAAUAAGCAUGAGCGAGAAAAAACACAGUGUCUUGCUUUACUUCAUACUUGAGGGUGGUGGGUCUUUGAAAUAUGAUGCCUCAGUUAUCUUUGUUUUAACCAGAAUUCUACAUGCACUUUUGCAAAGUUCCCUUUUCUUCACUUUUUUUUUUUAAAUUUUAAUUUUUGUGAAAACCCCUCUAGGGGGCAGGAGGAUAGAGUCUCCCCACCCCCAGGUGGCACUGCCCCGGGCACAGAUAGUAUUGCCUCUUUUUGUUCUCCUUGCUUUCCAAGCCCCUUCUGCAGGAGCUGGAGAGGCAGAUUCUAUUCCAAGGAGAUUUGCUGUGCGUGUGCCUCUUGAAAUGAGGGAGGGGCUCUGAAUAAGUAAGUGUAUGUCUCCAAGUGGGAAAAAAAUCGUUUCAGAGCUCCACACUGCAUCUUGUAAGUCAAUAAAUAUGUCCUGUUAGGUGUAGUACCCACUUAGCAUCGAUGAAUAUUACGUAGUCUUCAGGAGGCCACAUAAGUUG